AUGAUAGUAAAGACAGGAACAACAAUUGUAGGAAUGAAAUACAAGACUGGGGUCAUACUUGCAGCAGAUACAAGGUCGACGCAACGGCCUGUUGUUUCCGACAGGAACUGUGUGAAGAUCCAUCGAAUUACAGAUAAAAUCAUGUGUUGUGGAGCAGGGACUGCUGCAGAUGCCGAGAGAGUAACAAGGAUGGCAUCCAAGGAGCUCCGACUGUUUGAAAACAAAUACUUCCGCUCUCCACUUGUGUCUCACUUCAAAAAAGUAUGUACGCAUCAUCUGCAUAGGUAUGGAGGAGGGAUAGGUGCAGCAUUGAUAGUUGGGGGGAUAGAUGAUGAAGGGUGCCAUUUGUAUGAUAUUCACCCUCAUGGAUCGUCGAGUCCUGUAUUAUUUACAUCCCUGGGGUCUGGAUCUCUUGCAGCCAUAGCAAUGCUCGAAGGCAAGUACAGACUAAUGGACAAGGGCGAAGCCAUCGAGCUUGCAUGUGAUGCUGUGAAGGCAGGGGUUCUCAACGACCUAUACUCUGGAUCUAACAUCGAUGUUUGUGUGAUUGAUUAUUCUGGAGUUGAGUUUCUUAGGAACUACAAGAGGAUUGGUGUUUCCGAAAGCACGGACACUCUGGUUUACCCACUAGACUCCAUUAGGAUCAAGAAAGAAGAGGUGUUUGACAUUGUGGAAGAAUAUUAA
Molecule: messenger RNA, 684 nt
Organism: Encephalitozoon romaleae SJ-2008
Lineage: Eukaryota; Fungi; Microsporidia; Unikaryonidae
Product: proteasome subunit beta type-7
Exons: 1
Coding region: 1-684 (227 amino acids)
Cellular component (GO): proteasome core complex
Source: RefSeq, a predicted model, not a curated record